Messenger RNA from Manduca sexta (tobacco hornworm), 2823 nucleotides. It is a transcript of the gene Pbp95, whose product is annotated as snRNA-activating protein complex subunit 4. Lineage: Eukaryota; Metazoa; Arthropoda; Insecta; Lepidoptera; Sphingidae. The record is from RefSeq and is a predicted model, not a curated record. The coding region runs from base 270 to 2630 and encodes 786 amino acids. The transcript has a single exon.
UAUAUAUCGAUAGCAGACUAUUGAUAUAGCCAAAACAUAACAUUCAGGCUGAAGGACAUGUAGCCAUGGCUAUGAAUAAAUUAGAAAAAAAAGUCGUUAAAAAGUGAAAAAAAUGACAAGAUUGAGAUUCCUUUUGUCAAAUUAUUUAGGUAUAUUUUUCUUUAAAUAAUAGAUAACUUUAAGUAACGUAAAAUCUUUUUAAUGUAUACUGUAUAAUUAGAGUGCACCGCAUGGAAGGGUAGGAGCAAAGUAAUGAUAAAAACGCGACAAUGGACAGUGAUUUUGAAAGUGAAGACAAUUCCGAUGUAGAGUUGGAGGAGUUAAAUCAGUUGAAUGCAGUUUUGAACGCUGACGAGCCGUCGACGAGCUCGAGGGUCAUCCCCAGCAUCGCCUCUCUUGGUAGCUCUCGGCCCGCAACAAACGUCACAGAACAGCUGGCCAAAAUCGAUAUCGCUAUAGCAUUCAACAAAGAAACUGACGAGAAACUGCGGCGGCUUGAACACAUACUAACAAAUCGCCUCGCAGAAUGUCAGAAAAAAUUGAAGACACUAUCUGACAAGGGUACGUCGAACGAAAGACACGAAUCAUUCAGGUACUUCUAUUGCGGCAAACCAUAUUUUAAAGACAAAUAUAACUUUCCUGCUCCUGACAAUGAGGAUACUAUUAUUAUGGCUAAGUCCCAAAUGUAUGAUUUUUCUCAAGUCGGGUCAGUACCUGGCUGGACAGUUCGAGACAAAAGCCAAUUCAUUGCAGAACUACACAAAAUGUCGCAAAAGAUUAGAAAAGAUGAGCUCCAUGCCAAGAUGUCGCAGCUACGUCGUGAAAACAAAAUCAAGAAAGACAAAAAGAUUGAUACUUUAAUUGCAGGUAUUAGUAGGGAGAUAUGUAAGUUAAAAGAUAAGCAAUUGAAUGAGAUAGCAUUGCCAUUGGACAGAGAAUAUGAUUGGGAAACUUUAGCAAACAGAUUAAACCGUAGACACAUACCUCAAGAAUAUGAAUCUCUGUGGAAAUUAUUCUUCCAUCCUAGUGUAAAUAAAAACGCCUGGACAAAAACCGAGCAUGUGACCUUACAGAAAAUUGCCACUGAUAAUAAUUUGCAGGAUUGGGAUGACAUAGCCCAAAAACUUGGUACUGGAAGAACUGGCUACCAAUGUUUUGUAUAUUAUCGAACUAAUAUGACUAACCAAUUCAAUGGGAAAAAAUGGUCCCAAGAGGAGAUUGAAUAUCUUCGUAGGCUGGUUGACUACUAUAAAGAAGAUAAUUACAUACCGUGGGGUAAAGUUGCAGCAUCCAUGGAGAAUCGUACCAAAAUCCAAAUUUAUAAUAAAUAUACAAGACUUAUUGGGCAUAGAAAAGGCAGAUUUCUUCCAGAAGAAGAUGCUGUAAUCUUAAAUAGUGCUGCUAAAUUUGGCGAAAACUUCCAAAAGAUGCUGGCAUUUUUGCCCGGCAGGUCAAUCAUUCAAAUACGUAACCGAUACCAAACAUUGACCAAAGUAACUGUCUCCAUGGUUUGGACAGAGGCGGAAGACAGGAAACUUCUUCAGCUCAUGGCCAAUCAAGAUAGCAAUGUUACCUUUUCUAGUAUAUCUCAUUUUUUUCCUGGUAAAGAUCGAAUACAUAUAAGAAGUAGAUACAUGACAUUGUUAAAGUGGAUGAGACGAAACCCCAAUAUGGAUUUAGCCCAUGCACCUCGCCGAGCUGCUCGAAGACUAACACAUGGCAAACCAACAGAAAACUUAAACAAAGCUGUUGAAAACUUAAAGACCAGAAUGGAGACUGUAGUUAAUAUGAAAAAAAGUAGUAAAUUGACAGAAGAUUCACCUGAAGCGCAUAUUGAUGAUGCAAUUGUUGCUACAUUAUAUAAUGAGCUUAUUAAAGAAAUGGAACAUAAACAGUGUGAGGAAACAGAAAAACAAAUGCAACCAGAAAUCCCUGGUGCUAAUAUUAACAUAACAAACUUACGUAAAGUAUUAAUUUUUUUAAAUGCUGAUUUGGACAAGGACACAUAUAUUGCCAGUGCCUAUUCAGAAAAUUAUCCUGGUUUAGAUGCUUCUGAAGAUAAAACGUUAUGCAAGUUGAAAAGCUACUCAAAAAAUAAUAAUACUUCUAAUCUUCAAAAUGCUGCAGCCCCGGAUGUUUGGGGUAAUAACAGCUUAGGUACUAUAAACACUGUGCUACCUCCACAUUAUGCUACAAUAACUGGAUGCAGAGCUUUAAUGGCAAUAACAAAUGGUUCAAACAAAUUAUCUGAAGAUGGAGUACACAUCCAUGUAUUGUUAAAACGCAAUCCCACCUUACGUGUUCAAUUCAACUUGCUGAUGGAACGUUUUCAUACAUUAUUUAUCUGGCCUAUGUUACUUUCUAAUGAGAGACCUAAUGAAGCUACCAUCCUAGAGAAUACAAUGAGGGAGGCUAAAUUAAGGCAAGCCAAUUCAUCAGCUUCAUCCAUCAGCACAAUAGUUCCCUCCAUACCUUCAAUACAUAUUCCUACAAAAUACUCAACUAAGAAAAAUAAAGAAGAAAUAGAGAAUAUGAAAGAAAUAGAUUUAACCAAUGAAAGUGAAAUUGAAAAUGUUACUAUUAAAGAAGAUUUUGCAGACCAUCAUUUCAUGGAUUUUAAUUAUGAAUAAAAAAUAAGCCUAUGAUAUAUCUGGAUAUCUUUUUCUAAAUAUGCUUGUCCUUACAUUACGUUUAGAAAAAAAUUAUAGGUAUAUACCUACAUUAAGUGUUAUUAAAGUGCAUGGUGUAGGUGACAUAUAAGUUAUAAUUUGUCAUUAUGAGGCAAGUUAUGUAUGUUUUUCAUUAAAUUAUUAUUCUUCUAAA